AUGGAGUGUUCUGACAAGUUUGUCGACACAGCAUUAUUGCUCUUGGAGGAAAUUGAGAAAGAGAACCACAGGCUCCAAGGACACAGUGCUUGUGCCCCUUGCCCUGUGUGUCCAGAUGCUGCUCAGAGCAGAAGUCCAAGUGUUGGGGGCAGCACAAAUGAACUCACAGGAGAUUCCACUUCCAAGAACACACAGAGUCACACAGAGCAAAAUAUGGAAGAAAAAUUUUACCAGUUCCCGUUUACAGACUCUAAACCAUAUACCUCAAACGGCAGAGUAAAUUCUUUCAGAAGAGGGCCAGCACAACAGAAACAUGAAAUGUGGGACUCAGACGAGGACAGUGGUAAUGUGGACCUUGAGAGCUGUGGCCUCUCACUGUCUCUUGCCUCUUCCAGUCCUGAAGAAGUCAGCUUCAUUAGGAUGGGAGCUACAGUCCACCAAAGAGGACCAGCUUUUCCAGAAAAUGGCUUUCAACAGCAAGCGGAACCCUCGCUUCCCAAUAACAUGAAAGCUGCCUUUGAGAAACCUUCUGGCUGCUGCUCCACUCAGCCCAAGCCACCUUAUUCCCAGCAUUCUCCACCACUGCCACUGCUCCAGCUCUUACCUUCAGAUAUUGAUGCAGGAUUGGCAGGAGCCUGUUAUCAUUCCGAUUCUGUCGUUACUGGGGUUCAGAGAUUUAGAGAUAUGCUGAAAAUACCAUACAAGCUGGAAUUAAAGAACGAACCUGGCAGAGCAGAUUUAAAGCAUAUUGUUAUAGAUGGAUGUAAUGUGGCAAUGACUCAUGGUCUGAAUAAGGUCUUUAGUUGCCGUGGAAUAGCAAUUGCCGUUGAAUAUUUUUGGAAGCUUGGACACAGAAAUAUCACUGUGUUUGUGCCGAAGUGGAGAACAAGCUGCAGUACUAAUGCCACAGAACAGCACUUCUUGACCCAGCUCGAGGAACUUGGAAUAUUAUCUUUAACUCCUUCUGGAGAACAAACUGUUUCUCGUGUUGACAGGUUCCUACUACACUUAGCACACAGGACUGGGGGUGUCAUUGUAAGCAAUGAUUACUUCGAAGAGUGUUUGACUGAGUCAGUGUCCUGGAGAGAAAUUAUUGCUAAAAGAUUGCUUCCGUACACGUUUGUGGGGGACAUAUUUAUGGUUCCCGAUGACCCUUUGGGAAGAAAUGGGCCUCGGCUAGAAGAAUUUCGGAAAGAAGAGCUCUCUAGAAACAUGCAGCCUCUACAUUGUCUGCCAAAUGUUGAUAUGUUCUCCCGGAGCCAUAACACCCAAGUAGCCAACACCAGCCACCAGUCUCCAUAUGGGAACCAGGGAGCCUCUUAGGGCCCUUGGCUUCCUCAGCAGCCCGACUUCAAAUCUCUGGUCAGCAUUCCGGGUAUAGAGCAGAACCAUCUCAUGCCAGCACAGAGAUCUUCCGCUGAGACCAGAGAGCUGAGGGAGGCCCUGUGGAACGUCUUCCCUGACUCUGAGCAAAAUCUGAAGAUCGACGAAAUCCUGGCAGCUCAGCCAUUCCUGAAGGACCUGAAUGUGCUUUCUGACCUGGUGCUGGAACGAAGGCUGGGCUGA
Arvicola amphibius (Eurasian water vole) is the source of this 1566-nucleotide messenger RNA. RefSeq names its product NEDD4-binding protein 1-like. NCBI's taxonomy places the organism in Eukaryota, Metazoa, Chordata, Mammalia, Rodentia, Cricetidae. Gene Ontology annotation, cellular component: nucleus; PML body. Gene Ontology annotation, biological process: negative regulation of proteasomal ubiquitin-dependent protein catabolic process; negative regulation of protein ubiquitination. The record is from RefSeq and is a predicted model, not a curated record.